Podarcis lilfordi (Lilford's wall lizard) is the source of this 17335-nucleotide messenger RNA. The record is from the annotation of a GenBank genome assembly. NCBI's taxonomy places the organism in Eukaryota, Metazoa, Chordata, Lepidosauria, Squamata, Lacertidae.
CCUCCCUCGCCUCUCCCCUCGGGCCCGGCCGCGGCUGUCGGCCGCCAGAGGGCGCUCGCGCGCGCUCCCCAUUUAAAGCGAAAGUGCUUUAAUAGGGACAAAACCCUGCCACUUCUUAGCCGCCCUCGGUUGCUUAACUGGGCGCUCCCCUUCCUGUUUCUCCCCACGCGGGUAGAGGAUCUCAGGUGAGGAGUUGGGGGGCGGGGCGGCGAUCCUUUGUUGCAAAGGAGUCGACGCACAGCCGGAAAGCGAGCAAAGGGCAGAUUUGAGCCCUGAUUUGGGCAAGAGCCCAAUGUUUGCAAUGCAAUGCAAUGCAAACGCAAACGGAUCUGUUGCAAUGCAGGCGGUGCUAAGUUAGAGAAGGAGGAGAAGAGGCGAGGAGGCUGGAUUUGGACGCUCGCCACUUUGGACUUUUUGCAGGCGCCAGAGUCCACGGGAGGCGGGACCCACGCGAGGCCAGGAUGUUGCGCGCCCUCGCCAGCUCCGCGCAGCCCAAGCAAGCGCUCGGUCGCCUCCUGAGGAUGAAUAGCACCGGGGCCAAGGCGCGGGGGACCCUCGCCGACAAGGUGGCCUUGGUGACCGCCUCCACCGAGGGGUAAGCUCCGCUGGGGCUCGGCUCCUUUUCUGGAAGGAGUUGCUUUUUUUUUUUUGCAGGGGGGAACUGGGUGCCGGCGAGGCAGAAGCACUCUGCGCGCUCUCAGUGGCACUCUUGCCCCGGCGCAUCUUUCGCUGGCGGUGGAAUUGAGGGAGGGGAAGUCUUCACGGCUAAUCUCCGAGUCGCGUUAAGCCCUCGGGAUCGGUUUUGAAAAGGAGACAAAAAGAGGAUUCUUGCCGCUCUGCUUAAGGGAUAAGUGUGUGCGCGCGUGUGUGUGUAUUGUUGCUGAACGGGAACCCACCCGAGUUUUAACGGAGAUUUUUAAAACCCUCCAAAGCAUCCGAUUCAAAGUCUUUAAGGUAGUGUUUCCUAAAAGCCGUAUCCAGCUCUGCUUCUAAAGAUCAGAACGCUUAGCAUUUUUGUUUUAAUCGUGUGUUUUCAAUGAACAAAGUUUUGCACCUUCCAUUAAGAGACCUUUCCUGAAAAUAUGAGCAGUUGUUUCCCCUGAAAAGUGCCCGGAUCGGGUCUCUUUAAGAUCAUGACUGCAAACGCAUCAUGCAUUUUAGCUUGUGUGCAUGCACACACCAAGAAUCCCUUUGAGAACCGGCCCAGGCAUUAGGCAGGUUGAGACCACUGUCUCAGGUGGCGGAGAAGCAGUGUUGCCACUGGUGCUCAUUUUGGGCACAAUUCUAUCAAUUUUGGUCGAGACACACUACCCCUGGUCCCUGAAACUGGUUUAAGGAUGCUGGGAACUGUAGCUCUGGGAGUGGUAAACUACAGUUCCCAGGAUUUGGGGGGCUGGGGGGUUCAGGUCCAUGGUGCGUACACAGCCAUGGGUUGAAGGUUAAUGAUCAUGCUGAGAUUUGACCCAAGGGCUUUCAGCAAUUAACCAGUGAUAAACCCUGUUGAAUAUAAUGGAACUUCCUUCUGAGUAAACAUUCAAAGGAUUAGGCUGUUGGCCACUGAAUUACAACCAGCUCUCAAUGAUUAACUAAUUAGAGGGAACAUUUUUAAACCACUCCGGAAACUGUAGCUUUGUGUGGGGAGUUGGGGGUCGCUUAACAGCGCUUGGCACCCUUAAACUACGGCUCCCAAGAUUCUUUGGGAGUUUAACGUGGUAUCACAGCCCUUUCAGUGUAUGGUGUAAACAGGCCAUAAGAUAGAAUCAUAGUUGGAAGGGACCCCGGCGGUCCUCUAGUCCAACCCCCUGCAAUGCAGGAAUCUUGCCCAAUGUGGGGUUCAAACCCACGACCGUGGAAUUAAGAGUCUGAUGCUCUACCAGCUGAGCUAUCUGUAAGAUUCAGCUGCCAAUCUAGCUGGCUUCUAUACAAGGAACAGAAAGGCGGGAUAUCUUGUCCUUUGCCUCGGUCACCAUCUUGGACUGGCAUUGCUUCUCUUCCCUUCCUAUGAAUUGCAGACACGCACACACACCAUGUUGAACUAUAGAUUGUAAUCUCCUCAGGGCAGGGAUCUAGACCGAUUCUCCAAGUCUUCUGCACAUCAAUAGUACAGUGGUACCUUGGUUUGCAACCGUUUUGGAUUACAACCACGUCAAACCCUGAAGUGUGUGUCCCUUUUUUUUGAAUUGCAACCCUUUUUAUUAUUAUUGCAACCCAUUUUUUUUGGAGGCCCCAUUGGCGAAAGCGUGCCUUGGGUUACAACCUGUUUUGGUUUACAACUGAACUUCCGGAACAGAUUAUGGUUGUAAACCAAGGUGGUGUUGUUGUUUAGUCGUUUAGUCGUGUCCGACUCUUCGUGACCCCCUGGACCAGAGCACACCAGGCACUCCUGUCUUCCACUGCCUCCCGCAGUUUGGUCAAACUCAUGCUGGUAGCUUCGAGAACACUGUCCAACCAUCUCGUCCUCUGUCGUCCCCUUCUCCUUGUGCCCUCCAUCUUUCCCAACAUCACGGUCUUUUCCAGGGAGUCUUCUCUUCUCAUGAGGAGGCCAUUGAGUCUCAGCUUCAGGAUCUGUCCUUCCAGUGAGCACUCAGGGCUGAUUUCCUUCAGAAUGGAGAGGUUUGAUCUUCUUGCAGUCCAUGGGACUCUCAAGAGUCUCCUCCAGCACCAGAAUUCAAAAGGAUCAAUUCUUCGGCGAUCAGCCUUCUUUAUAGUCCAGCUUUCACUUCCAUACAUCACUUACUAGGAAAACCAUAGCUUUUACUAUAUGGACCUUUGUUGGCAAGGUGAUGUCUCUACUUUUUAAGAUGCUGUCUAGGUUUGUCAAACCAAGGUAUCACUGUACUAUAUAAACAGCAGUAAUAAAUAUAUCCAGCUUUGUGCUGAAAACCAGGGUAGGCUUAGGUUCCCAGCUCCUUUUCUGGGGAGACAGUCCCCCCCCCGCCUCCUUUAUUUCCUCAAGAAACUUAUGCAUUCUUGACAGAAUUGGCCUAGCAAUUGCCCGCCGCCUGGCCCAAGAUGGCGCCCAUGUGGUUGUGAGCAGCCGUAAGCAAGCCAACGUCGACCGGGCCGUCGCUGAGCUACAAACGGAGAACCUGAGUGUGUCGGGGUUGGUGUGCCAUGUGGGGAAGGCCGAAGACAGACAGCGCCUUAUCAACGCGGUGAGAGCCAAGGCUUUUCUUGGGGGGGGGGGAAGCAUAUUUAAAGCACUGAAUGAUUUCGCCCCAAGGAAUCCUGGGAACUGUAGUUUGGAGUACUGAGCAUUGUUCCCCUCACGGAACUACCAUGGUUUAGCAAUCGUUUCUCUGGGAAUUGUAGUUUUGUGUGGGGAAUUGGGGGGGUCUCUUAGCAAUUCUCAGCACCUUUCAUAAACUUCAGUUCCCAGGAUUCUCUGGGGGAAGCCACGACUGCUUAAAGCAGUGUUUCCCAACCUUGGGCCUCCAGCUGUUUUCGAACUACAAUUCCCAUCAUCCCUGACAACUGGUCUUGCUAGCUGAGGAUUAUGGGAGUUGUAGUCCAAAACCAGCUGGAGGCCCAAGGUUGGGAAAUGCUGGCUUAAAGUACUAUGAUUUCAGUUUAUGGCACGGAUGCGGCCUAUUUUCUUGUUUAUGGUGGCCCGCCUCAGAAUGAGAAUGGUGGGUUUUGAACUGCGCCCUCCAGGGUCCCUUCAUAGGAUGACCAGUAAUGGUGGACGCCCACCAUCCGUCUCCGUCUUCUCCUGCAACGUGCCGCUCCAAGACUCUUGGGUGCCCUCCAGACGGGUGACGGCAAAGCUAAUGGCUGCAAGCAGAGUAGGCAGCCUAGAAAACUCCCAGAAUCCUCCAGGCAGCCAUUUUGUAGGUCUCGCACAGAGGCAGCUUGGCCAUGUUGGCCCAGAGAAGCCGAGGCUUGCGCAGGAGAACAUUCUGGAAGAUUGCACCUUGAUCAGUCGAAAGCUCUGUAGGUUUUCCCACCCACCCACCGACCUCAGGCACCAAAAUCUGUGGGGCUGAGCCUUCCCUACACACUCCCUUUUCUGUUCCUCUUCUCCCCGAUUCCCCAACCAAAGAGGGUCAAGUUUAUUUUAAGUUAAUGUAUUACGGUAUUUUAAUAUUUUGUUGGAAGCUGCCCAGAGUGGCUGGGGAAGCCCAGCCAGAUGGGCCGGGGAAUAAAUUUAUCAUUAUUAUUAUUAUUAUUAUUAUUUAUCAUUUUAUGCUAUCCUGAAAUUCUCCUCUGCUCUGAUUUCAAGAGAGCAAAUGGCCUUUCUCUCUGCGGCGGGUGGAGCUCCUACUUUGACCCCCUCCAACUCUCAGGAGGAGUUGGACUAUACAAAUCUCUCUUUAAAGGGGACUUGCUGGCUCUCGUCUCCCAAGUAUGGGGAAACAGGAGACCUAUAGAUUCCCAGGAAUGGGGUAUCCCUGGUUUGGCUGGCACUGAUAAAUGACUCUUUGGUGUCAGAAUCAGGAGGAGCAGGGCGAGGUGGCUGUUCCCUAUGGCAGCGUACGCGUUGUACGUUUAAUAAAACACAUUUGAAGCAUGGGGCUUCUUCCAAAGAAUCCCGGGAACUGUAGUUUGUUGAGGGCGCUGGGAAUUCUAGCGGUACAGCUUCCAAGAUUAUUUUUGCCACAUGCUUUUGUGCACAUGCCUUUUCCAACAGCUCCUAUCCAAAGAUAUCUGUCGCUAGACCUGUUUUUCAGCUUCUGCUUGCUCUCAGGGAAGGAGAAAUUUCAUUGCAUUACAAAAGGGGCAGUUCUGUGUCAGAUCUGCAUCCCGUAGGAUUGAAAUGUUUGUCAAGGGGUGGGGUGCUGCGAAGCGGGAUGUUGCAUGUAUUAUUAACAUUGGUUUAUUUAUUGUAUUCAGCUUAUAGCCCACCUUUCCUUCCGAAGGAAACAUAUUCAUAAUAAAAUAUUUUUUUUCAAAAACAAAACUGAAAACACUUAAAAACAUCCUAAAAACUGCCACUUCAAGGUCUCUUUCAGACAACAUCUGGUUGGCCACUGUGAAGACUGGGUGCAUGGCAGGGGGUUGGGCUGGAUGACCUUUGGGGGUCCCAACUCUAUAAUUGUAUGGUUCUGUGACUAGAAGGCGCCCCCCCCUUUGGCCUGCGCCCAGCGGCCAGGCUCUCCUGAUGUUCUGUGAAGGGCUUGGUUUUUAAACAGAGAUUCCCUGUUUGGGGAAGCUUUUAAUGUUUAAUAGGCUUUUGUAUUUUAAUAUUCCAUUGGAAGCCGCCCAGAGUGGCUGGAGAAACCCAGCCAGAUGGGCGGGGUAUAAAUAAUAAAUAAAUUAUUAUUAUUAUUUUAUUAUUAUUAUUAUAUUCGUAGUGUGUUCGCAUUGCUCAUUCUGUGCCUUGUGCUGCAGGCCCUGGAGCGCCACGGAGGAAUCGACAUACUGGUCUCCAACGCGGCAGUGAAUCCCUUUUUUGGCUCCACUCUGGAUGCCACAGAAGAAGUCUGGGACAAGGUAAGGGGUUCGGGGCGGGCGGAGGGAAAGGACUGAGGUGCUGAGGAUGAGCCCCUCGGGGCAGGAAAGGGGCAUGAGCUCGGCCAGUGGGGUGAAGCGGCACAGUUGGCAUAGAGCAGAGGCUUCUGGGAAACACAGUGUUGCUCGAACCAAGGCUGGGAUGCAGGAAGCUGCCUCAUGUCGGGUCCCAUCCAUUCACACUCACUCUCAGCUUAAGCCGACUUCGCAGAGCUGCUGUGAGGGUGAAAUGGGGAGGAGAGCUAUGUGCCUUGAGUUCUGUGGAGGGGAAGGCUGUGUGUAAUAAUAAUAAUAAUAAUAAUAAUAAUAAAGGUAAAGGGACCCCUGACCAUUAGGUCCUGUCGCAGACGACUCUGGGGUUGCGGCGCUCAUCUCGCUUUAAUGGCCGAGGGAGCCGGCAUACAGCUUCCGGGUCAUGUGGCCAGCAUGACUAAGCCGCUUCUGGUGAACCAGAGCAGGACAUGGAAAACACUGUUUACCUUCCUGCCGGAGCGGUACAUAUUUAUCUACUUGCACUUUGACGUGCUUUCGAAUUGCUAGGUUGGCAGGAGCAGGGACCGAGCAACGGGAGCUCACCCCAUCGCGGGGAUUCGAACCUCCAACCUUCUGAUUGGCAAGUCCUAGGCUCUGUGGUUUAACCCACAGCGCCACCCGCGUCCAAUAAUAAUAAUUAAUAAAUAAAUAAUAAAUAAAUCCUGGUACACCAUUGCCCUGCGGGGGACUGGAUGGCCAGUUCAUCCCUCCUGAUCAGGGAGAGAAGACCUCUCUCAGCUCCUUGUUUCAGAGAGCAGGGUGGGUGGGUGUAUGAAGUAUGGUUGUGAAUUUUUUCUUGAUUUUAUUGCCUUUAGCUUCCUGUAAACCCGCUUUGAGGGUUUUGUUGUUGUUUUUACAGCCAAGCGAUAUAUAAAUUAUACGAAAACAAUGAAGGGGGAAAGUGAUUAGGCAGUGGGUGGGAGAGGUUUGCAAGCGACCGGUUUUUGAAAAGCCUUUUCCUCCUUUCUUUUAUCUUCAAUUAGAUUUUCGACAUCAAUGUGAAGGCUGCAGCCCUGCUGAUCAAACUGGUCGUACCUCACAUGGAGAAAAGGGGGUGAGUUUUUGUGCUUGUGUGUUGUGGAAGAGGCAACUUGGCGGUUGGGCAAGGGGUCUUCUGGGGCAAUGAUAAAAUUCUUGUCUAUAUUCUGGUCGCCGAUCAAGCAGAUAACCACGAAGAUCUCCUUGCAAGUCCACCUGUUUUGUGGUGAGCUUCUGGCUCCUCGCCUAGGCUCCGUGUCACACUUCAUGUCUGCUUCAAGUUUCUGGUCCUCAUUGUGAAACUUCCCACUUCUGUAGCCCUUCCUGUGUCCACCCACCUUUUGUUGAUGGGGAAAGGCCUCCGUUCUGUUGGCCUGUGGGACUUGCGGAGAAGGUCACCUUUCAUAAAGGCAGGCCAGAAGCUAUUCAGUGGCUUGGCCACUGACAUUUGGGGGGAACUAUGGAGCACAUCUGAGGAAUUAUUGGGAGGGACUCAGUAGCCCUUUAUCUGGUACAGAGUUGAGGCCAUGUGGCUAGACCUCAUGGCCAACACCCUUGUUUGAGACUUUUUCAGUCCCUCUGUGGGUUCAGGGAACAGUAACCGCCAACCAUUUUCUCAGGUGAUGUUGUUGUUGUUUAGUCAUUUAGUCGUGUCCUACUCUUCGUGACCCCAUGGACCAGAGCACGCCAGGCACUCCUGUCUUCCACUGCCUCCCGCAGUUUGGUCAAACUCAUGGUGGUAUCUUUGAGAACACUGCCCAGCCAUCUCGUCCUCUGUUGUCCCCUUCUCCUUGCGCCCUCCAUCUUUCCCAGCAUCAGGGUCUUUUCCAGGGAGUCUUCUCUUCUCAUGAGGUGGCCAAAGUACUGGAGCCUCAGCUUCAGGAUCUGUCCUUCCAGUGACCACUCAGGGCUGAUUUCCUUCAGAAUGGAUAGGUUUGAUUUCUCAGGUGAUAAUGGACCCCAAAGCACUCAGUGAGUUACAUGGCAGAGCGGAGAUUUGAACCCAAGACUCACUGAUCCAUGGCCAACACUUGAACCACAAGCAACUUUUCUGAGGUGAACUCCACCCCUCUCCCUGGUCCUGACACCGUCACCCUUCCUCAGGGCUCACUUCUGCAGCCGAAUUUUCCUUUCAGAUGUCCGCCUCACCUUACGUGGUCCCCAUCAUGACUCCUCUCAGCCUCCAUCCUCAUUCGCUCUUGUUAACCUGCUUUUUUCUUACAGAGGCGGCUCCAUCGUUAUCGUCUCCUCCAUCGCUGCUUAUUCCCCGUUUCCGGUGAGUCAGCUGUUUUCCAUUCCUCUGCCAAUGUUGUCCUUGUCCUUCUGUUGUCCAUCCCUUCCUGUAGUAAGAACAUUAGGAGAUCCCAGCUGCUGGAUCAGGCCAGCGGCACAUCUAAUCCGGCGUCCUAUUCUCACAGUGACCAACCAGAUGCCCCAAUAGGAAAUAGGUCACAAUAUAGAUUUUAACCUCUGGGGAAAACUCUGGAAAAGUGACUUGAAGUUUACAGCAUCUUGUUCUUUGAAGGAGAACUACCUGAAAAUUAUUUACAGAUGGUGUUGAACUCCGAGUAGGCUUGCUAAGAUGUAUAAGACUGAAUCAGAUAAGUGCUGGAGAUGCAAAGAGGUGGAGGAAAUGUUCUUUCAUAUGUGGUGGACUUGUAAAAGGUUAAAAGAGUACCGGGAAAUGAUCCAUAACAAAUUGAAAACAAUGUUUAAAAGUGCUUCCCCCCCAAAAAUACCAGACAGAGUCCUUUUUGUUGGGGAUAAUUCAGACUGAAAUUCCCGGGUGUCACAAAAGGUUAUUUAUGUAUGCCACUACUGUGGCCCGUUUUUUGUUAGCCCAAAAAUGUAAAACGAGUGAGGUCCCAACUAAAGAAGAAUGGCAACUUAAGUUGACAGAAUAUCCACAGCUUGCAUACUUAACAUAUAGAAUAAGAGAACAAGAAUAACAUAUGUUUAGAGAAGAUUGGAAAACGUUUAUUGAAUAUACGGGAAAUAACUGUGUACAGCUGAAAACACCGGCAGCGUUAAGAUAAAUUCAACAGUGUAAGUUAGUUAUGAUGGUUGUUAUAAUGGAAAACUGAAGUUUCUGUAAAAUAUGCAGGGAUUUAUGAUACGUAAAAUGAACCAUGGAAAGAGAGGAAGGUAAGUCACUGGUGUCUUAAGGAUGUGUAAAUGAAUACUUUAAAUUGUAAGACAGAAAAUUUAAUAAAAAUUAUAUAUUAAAAAAUGCAAGCAGGACAUCAGUUCAGCAACGCCAUCCACUCUUGCGAUUCCCAGCAACUGGUUCCAACUCAGGAACGGCUCCGCCAAGCUGGAGCUAUUGCUAGUAAACAUUGAUAGCCUUCUCCUCCCUGAAUUUUGAAAGCCAUCCACAUUGAUGGCCUGCAUCCCUUCGCCAAGGAAGAGGACAGAAGUUGCGGUGCAACAACAUCUGGGUGCCCAUGGUUGAAGAAUGCCGCCUUAGGGGAAUGGUCUUGUCAGCCUCCUGAAAUCUCUUCCUCCUCUUAGGGAUUGGGCCCCUACAACGUCAGCAAGACAGCACUCCUGGGCCUCACGCACACCCUGGCUUCUGAACUCGGCCCCAGAAACAUCCGCAUCAACGCACUGGCUCCCGGCCUGAUCCGCACCAAGUUCAGCUCAGCUGUGAGUAUCGGGGAAGCUGUGGACGUAGGUGCCUCCUGUGUUUAUUUACCGUAUUUUUUGCGCUAUAAGAUUCACUUUUUCCCUCCUAAAAAGUAUGGGGAAUUGUGUGUGCGUCCUAUGGAGCGAAUGCAGGCUGCGCAGCUACCCCAAAAACCAGAACAGCAAGAGGGAUUGCUGCUUUCGCUGCGCAGCGAUCCCUCUUGCUGUUCUGGCUUCUGGGAUUCAGAAUAUUUUUUUCCCCCUCCUCCAAAAACUAGGUGCGUCUUAUGGUCUGGUGCGUCUUAUAGAGCGAAAAAUAUGGUAUUUAUCCCUUGCCUUUCUUCCGCCAUCACAGAACCCAUGCUGCAGUGUGCGUGCGUGCUUCUUGUGAGAGAUCCUGCCCACCCUUUGCAAUCUUUCACAUGUCCCACCUUUACCUGAGGUACCCCUGGCUGGGACAUGGGGGGCGGGGAGAGAGAGAGAGCCAUCUCGUGUGUCAGUGACCAGCUUUUGGAACUCCCUGCCUGGAAAGAUUAUGUUUAUAACCACAUUUAUUACCAGCUGUUCAUCCAGGCUGGGUUGCAACAGUUAAAAAUGUAAAGCAGUCAGAACAGAUCACAAUCGCAGGAAUAGGGUGGGUUCUGAAAACGGAUCGUUUCAAGUGUCAAAGACCGAGGUGAAGAGGUCUGUUCCACUUCAUUCCACCUGACAAGAUAUUCCUGUUUCUUGGGGGUUUUAAUGAGAUUCUUUAUCCGCCCCUUCUGUCUGUUUUAAUUUUCUGGUUUUUUAUUUAUUUUAUUCUAUAAUGUAUUAUUUUUUAAAGCGUUUCACUUGCACCCUACCCUCUGACGGCAUAGAUUUCAACGGGAGCGAGGUGUAACUAACUGCAGCUCUGAUCUUAUACACACUUAAAACCGGGAGCGAGCCUCGUUGAAUUCGGGCUGGACUUGGACUCCCACGAAGACAGAAAUGUUUAGAGCAGUGCUGUCUGUCUGAAUCCAACCCAAAGUCAACAGAAGUUGAAAUCUGUCGUAAUUGGGCUGGGUUUUUAUUUUUAUUUUUUUUAUGUCUUCACCUACAGGCACAAAUUCAGGGUAUUGGUUUUAUCAUAGAGGCAAACUGACUGGGCAUCUUCUCUUUCCAGCUCUGGCAGGACAAAACCAUGGGGGACAAAUUGAUGGAAACCAUGAGGAUACGGAGGUAACGUUCACUACACAAACAAACACCCGCCAGUCAGCAGGUCUGUGGGCCAGCUAUGGAUCUCAAACGGAAUCUGAGGGGACUGUACCACAUCACUUGAAUUGGCUGCCGGGCCCUGAGGCCCCUUUAAAAGAAGCCCCUCGCCCACCCACUAAUGUUGGGCACAAGCCCAUCCAAGCCGUUGUCUCUGGAGCCUGCCUUCUAACCACAGGGGUGGUGAACCAUUUUUGGCCCCACCCACUUGACAUAUGCAACAUCAUUUGCGGGCAGGUUAAAAGGGGGGGCUGGGCCAGGUGGGUGGCUGCGCCCCCUUCUCAGAUCUGGCUCUCCAGUGGGGCAGGAUGCAGAGGGGCUGGGCGGCUGGGGAGAUACCAUUCCCCACUCUUGUUCUAGGCGUUCUGCAGGUGGCACUGUGGCCUAAACCACUGAGCCUCUUGGGCUUGCUGAUCAGAAGAUCGGCAGUUCGAAUCCCCGUGAUGGGGUGAGGUCCCAUUGCUCUGUCCCAGCUCCUGCCAACCUAGCAGUUAAAAACACACCAGUGCAAGUAGAUCAAUAGAUACCACUGCGGCAGGAAGGUAAACAGUGCGCUCUGGUUUCCGUCACGGUGUCCCGUUGCGCCAGAAGCGGUUUAGUCAUGCUGGCCACACAACCCGGAAAGUUGUCUCCGGACAAAUGCCACCUGCUUUGGCCUGAAAGUCAGAUGAGCGCUGCAACCCCAUAGUCGCCUUUGACUGGACUUAACCAUCCAGGGGUCUUUUACCUUUACCUUCUAACUUUUUUCCUAGUGGAAUGCAUCUGAGGAAUGGGGCUUGGCUGUGUCAGAGGGGGUCUGAUCUGUAUGCAGAAAGUCCCACUUCUGGUCGCUGGUGUCUCUCUAGCUUUAUUUAUUUAUUUAUUUAUUGGGUUUAUAUGCCACCCUUCAUCAAAAGAUCUUGGGGGGGUUCAGAUUAUUUAAAAAAAAACCAACAAAAACCCCAAGAUAAAAGCACAAGUAAAUGAUCAAAACGGAAGCAACGAAACCCCACCUCCCACAAACACAUUUAAAAGCCUGUAGAAUAUUAAACAGCAAAAGGCAUGGUUGAAGAGGAAUGGUUUUUUUGACUGGUGCCUAAAGGUGUAUAAUGAAGGCGCCAGGCGAAUCUCCCUGGGGAGAGCAUCCCACAAACAGGGAGCCACCACAGAGAAGGCCCGUUCUUGUACAGUGGUACCUCGGGUUACAUACGCUUUAGGUUACAUAUGCUUCAGAUUACAGACUCCGCUAACCCAGAAAUAGUGCUUCAGGUUAAGAACUUUGCUUCAGGAUGAGAACAGAAAUCGUGCUCCGGCGGCGUGGCAGCAGCAGGAGGCCCCAUUAGCUAAAGUGGUGCUUCAGGUUAAGAACAGUUUCAGGUUAAGUACGGACCUCAGGAGCGAAUUAAGUACUUUAACCCGAGGUACCACUGUAUUGCUGCCCUCUAGACCUCUGACGGAGGAGCCACAUGAAGAAGCGCCUCAGAAGAUGAACACAAGAAUUGGUGUCAGUUUAUAUGGGGAGAGGCGAUCCUUGAGGUAUUGCGGUCCUGAGCCGUUCGGCGUUGGUUAGGGGCAGAAUUGGGGAACCGUUCUCAAACCGAGAGCCACAUUCUUUUGUGGAGAGCCUUCCGGGGCCUACCGCGGAUGGGGCCCCAGCUGGCGCGCUCGGGUGCACAUAGCACACCGCUGCAUGCAGAAUGUGCUGUACACCCAAAACCACCUCAUCCUAAGUCAGACCUAUAGGGGGCCACCUAGCUCAGUAUCGUCAACUCUGGCUGGCAGCCGCUCUCCUGGAUUUCAGUCCGGGAACAUUCAUUCCCAGCCCUAUCUCGAGGUUCGGUAUGAAAGCGAGUGACAAAACGUUAAUACAGUGUGCGAUCUUUUUUAUUAUUAUUAUUAAACGAGCUUAUGAUAAGCCUAAAAACCUUGAAUUGUGUUCAGAGCGGGAGGGGAGGGGGGCUCUGCUGCCAAACUACAGCCCCUCCCCAGACGCACAGAUUCACUCGCUUCCUGCCGCCACCCCAAACCCACAGCAGUAAAGGCUGGGAAAAAGGCUAUAAAUGCAUGGAAGUGGGUGGCGGGGAUGAUUUUUACGGAGAGCACAGUUUGACAGAGGAGGUUUAACCCUUCCCUCCUUUCCCCAGCUGCACUCUCUGCAAGUAUCGCGGAAACCCGCCUGCUGCAAACACGGAGCCAUUAGGUUUUUUUGGAAAAGUCUCCUACAAAAACCAUUUUUUUGCAAGCCUGAUUGCAAUGCGGAAAUGGGGCGGGCAGUUACUGGUGUGUGUGGGGGGUGUCACAGGUCAUGGGGUGCGGAGGUUUAACCCUUUCCUCCACAGCAAUGAACUCCACCCUAGGUAAAGGUAAAGGGACCCCUGACCAUUAGGUCCAGUCGUGACCAACUCGGGUUGUGGCGCUCAUCUCACUUUAUUGGCUGAGGAAGCUGGCGUACAGCUUCCGGGUCAUGUGGCCAGCAUGACUAAGGCGCUUCUGGCGAACCAGAGCAGCGCACGGAAACGCCGUUUACCUUCCCGCUGGAGUGGUACCUAUUUAUCUACUUGCACUUUUGACGUGCUUUGGAACUGCUUGGUUGGCAGGAGCAGGGACUGAGCAACAGGAGCUCACCCCGUUACGGGAAUUCGAACCGCCAACCUUCAGAUUGGCAAGUCCUAGGCUCUGUGGUUUAACCCGCAGCGCCACCCGCGGAACUCCACCCUACCCACCCACCAAAAGAACCCCAACACGCACACACUGCAAUUAUGCUUGAAGAGAGCCCCUGUUCUGGAGCACACAGUCCAGCCCUCUUGCCUACCCCCUCCUCCCAACCCUUAGAGAGCUGCUACCACCUAGAGUAGAUAACACUGAGCAAGAUGGAUGUGGAAUAAGGCCCCACAGUAUCCCACCGGGUGGCUGAAACUGCUCCAGCUAGGCCUGAUUCCUGGCACAACCUGCAGGCCAUUUAUUUAUUAAAUAUCUAUACCACCUGUCAUCUGAGUAUCAAAGAGCAGUUUACAAUAUAAAAACACAAAAAGUACAUGACAUAACAAGCAGCAGUUUUUUCAAACCCUGCAAGGUUUGAAAGGCCAUAGAUUGGCUAUUUAAACAAAGAUCUGGGAGAAAAGUCAAGGUAUGUAAGGAAGGUGCCAGGCAGGCCUUUCUGGGGAGAGCAUCUGACAAGCAGGGAGCCACCGCAGAAAAAGCCCGUUCUCGUGUUGCUGCCCUCCAGGGCUCUCACAGAGGAGGCAUGCAAAGAAGGGCCUCAGAGGAUAAUUGCAGGGUCAGGGUCAUAUGGGGAGAGGUGCCCCUUCCUCGUAUGGGCUCUCGGUGCUGGCAACAGUGGUGUGAGAGGCUGGAGUCGAGGGCCGGGGAAUGGGGUUGCAGGAGUUUGACCCUAUAGGUGGUGCUGUCGCCUAGGGAAAUUCAUCUGGGAGCCAACGGCCACCCGGUGGACUCUAGAAUGGGCAGACGGAUUUGAGGCUGGUUGAAGAAGAGCAGGAGGAGAUCUCUGUAGCUGGAUCAGGCCAAGGGCUGAUUUCACAGUGGCCAACCUGAUUCCCCUAGGGGAAACUUGCAAGCAGUUUGAUCGCCUUAUUCUCCCCAUGAAUUUGUCUCAUUUUUUGCAUCCAUCUGUCUCGAAAGACAAUGGAGUGUGCCUCCGUGGGCAGAGUCGAACCACUGGAGAAUCGCAACACCCGCUGCGGCUGCAGAGACCCGCAACUUGUAACUGCUGCCUCCAGCAUGGUUUCUGCUGCGUUAGCAGCAACCAAAAUGGCCUCUCUGGGGCGCAGGCCUGGGCGGUGUGUCUGGGGGUCCUGGGCUGCCAGACAACAAGAUCCCCCCUCUCAGCCUGGCUGAUGUGGUCCAAAAUAAAGCAGAGCAAUAUGUUUGGCAGCAGCCUGGUUGCAGGAGUUGCCGGAAGGAGACUUACAAGGCGCCAUCCAACCCCCUUAGGAACUUCAUUCCAGAUUUGUGUAGGGUUUACUCCUUAGCCUUUUCUUCUCCUGAAGAUAUCCCACAGGGCCGCGGGUAAUGAAUUUUGUCUAAUCCUCUUUAUUAGCUAUUCAAAUGGGUGGCCGUCGCCACCUCUUGCGGGCAGGGGGCAAAAUUUCAAAGUUUAACUGUUCAUUGUGUGAAAAAGUAAUUCCUUUUGCCUGGCUGUGAAGCUAGCAAUAUUCAGCUACGUUGGAUGGUCGCGAAUUCUAGUAUUAUGAGUGAGGGAGAAAAACAUUUCUCUAUCCACUUUCUCCAAACCGUGCAUAAUUUUUAUACACGUCUGUCAUCUCUCCUCCCCACCACCCUGACACACCUUUAAACAAACUAAAAAGGCCCAAAUGCGGCCUCAGUUUUUCCCCUUGACUUGAACCCAUGCAGGUCCAUGUGCGAAAGACAUAACAUUUUGAAUUAAAGAUCACGGCACCCUUAAAAACAUCCUCAGCUUAGAGGUAACCAAGACUGAACAGUUCUUUCUUCCAACAAAGUUCUCUCUGCUGCUUAGUGUCUGACUAGUUCCUGGGAGACCAGGGUUCAAAUAAUUAAACUCACGGAGUGAUCUUAGGCCAGUUAUUCCCUCUCAGCCUAACCUACCUCGCAGGGUUGUUGUGAGAAUAAAAUGGGGAGGGGGAGAAGAACCAUGUAUGCCGCCUUGAGCUUCUUGCGGGGUGGGAUGCAAAUGUAACAAAUAAAUUAAUUGGGAACCCCAUGGGCUGGGAUUACAAACUUCAUUCCGCUCACAACUGAAACGUCUCCUCAGGCCUUGAGGAUUUAGAAUAACCUGACUGUGCGCGUGGAGUACUUGGCAAUCUUACUAUGCUUUCAUUUUUAAAAUUUUAUUUCUGUGUUCUGCUUGGCCCACUGCGCAUGUGCACAUGCGUGCUUCCUGCCCCCCCAACGCGCCCCAGCGCAUUUGCGCAUUGGUUUAAACAGUGCACGAAAAGCAAGCAUCGUUAUUGCAUCAGGGUUCUCAGGCGCUUUAGUUGCCUAAUUAAAAAAAAAAGAGGGGAGAGAGAAAAGAAGCAAACUGACAACUGCAGAAAAUUGCACAUGUGGCAAUUGUGGAAUUGCUUCUGGAAAUUCUCCAGGUUACGCAGGAAGGCAGAGCAGAGCAGAGCAGUGGUGGUGAUGCAAAAACUUACAGAAUGAUAAUGAAAUGGAACGAGGGACAUCCAAGUGUCCCAAGACUUUAGAGUGAUCUGUCAGCUCCGGUCGUUCCGGGUUGAACAACAAAGAAAUCCAGGCCUGGAUUAGGGGUUGGCUACCCACAGGCCUUGUUGGCACCAUCUUCUUCCUCUUACCUAGAUUCACCUUUCUCCCUCCUGCCUCCAAUUCCUUGGCCUCAUCUCCUUUCCCCACUGGGCUCUGCCACCUCCUUUUCCCCAGCCCUGCCCUUGGACAACGGCUAUAUUCUGCCUCCACUGUCAGGAGGCCACAGAAAACCACUCGCUGGGGAAUGUCAUGUGAGCAGAGUGCUGUUGCGCUCAGGUCCGGCUUGCAGGCGUCCUAAAAGGCAUCAGGUUGGCCGCUGUAAGAACAGAAUGCUGGACUAGAUGGGCCCUUGGCCUGAUCCUGUGGGCUCGUUUCAUGUCCCUCCAACUAAGCCCCAUCCUUUCUUUGCCUAACUUCCUCCAGGAAUGCCCGCUAACCGGACUCUUUCCCUUUCCUCCCUCUCUUCCUUAGGAUGGGAGAGCCGACGGACUGCUCUGGCAUAGUCUCCUUCCUCUGUUCCCCGGACGCCGACUACAUCACAGGGGAGACCGUGGUGGUGGCUGGGGGGGCCCCAUCCCGUCUCUAAUGGGAUGGGGGGGUCCAGCCUGCCUUCCUACUCAACUAUGUGAACGACCAGAUGGAUGGUUUCGCAUUGCCCACUAUGCACCCCAGGAAUAAAGAUGUGGGGAUGUUGAGUGAGGGGAGAGGGGGUGCUUGGCUACUGGAAGUGGGGGGCACAGUUGCUCCCCCAGAGGAGAGAUGACAGGGCGAGACACAGACGUCUCUCCUAAUAAAUGGGAAGAUGGCAAGGGGGAAAUUGAUCUCUGGGUCUCAUUUGAGAUCGUAUGUGUUUUUUAAAAAUACCGUAUUUUUGGCUCUAUAAGACUCACUUCUUCCCUCCUAAAACGUAAGGGGAAAUGUAUGUGCAUCUUAUGGAGUGAAUGCAGGCUGCACAGCUAUCCCAGAAGCCAGAACAGCAAGAGGGAUUGCUGCUUUCACUGCACAGCGAUCCCUCUUGCUGUUCUGGCUUCUGAAAUUCAGAAUAUUUUUUUUCUUAUUUUUCUCCUCCAAAAACCAGGUGCGUCUUGUGGUCUGGUGCGUCUUAUAGAGCGAAAAAUACGGUAUGAUGGUGGUAAUUAUGAUUGGUUUAUGACCCACCCUUCACCCUAAGGUCCCAGGGUGGUUCACAAUGAUUUAAAUGAAUUAAAACAAAUUAAAUAGGGACACAGUCCAUCCCUGGUCCAGGUUUGUUGGAAGACGUUUUGGUAUCAUCUAGAUCAGUGUUUCUCAAACUUGGGUCUCCAGGUGCUUUGGGGCUACAGUUCCCACCAUCCCUGACCAUUGCUCCUUCUAACUAGGGAUGAUGGGAGUUGUAGUCCAAAAACAGCUGGAGACCCACUAAUCUCUAUGAAGUUCAUCAGGUAGCACAGUUCCCAUUGGGAUGGGGAAUGACCCAAAGCAGUCUUUUCCAACCUGGGCUCCCCAGAUGUUUUUGGACUACAACUCCCAUCAGCCUCUGCUGGCCGGGGGUGAUGGGAGGUGUAGUCCAAAAGCAUAUGGAGGGGCCCAGGUUGGCAAAACCGGGCCUUACAGCCUACAAAUGCUUCCCUGUGUAACUGGGGGGCCCUUCUGGAAGAACAAAAUCUCGAGAACUGGAAGAGGUGUCUCUGUGUGUGUGUAUUACGGAUUUUAGGGGUCACUUUUGCAGAAAAGUAUCGGGGUGCAGGAAUUCUUUUGCGAGGGGAGGGUCAGGUCUGUGGCUCGGGUGGCGAUUUCCCAUCUCUUCAUUUCCCAGUGUGCCUUAUUUUUACGUUGACUUUCACAAUAAAGGUGU